CUUGUUUACGCCGCAAAAGCUCCACCAAAGCAGCCGAAGGCAGCGGCCGCAGCAACAACAAGCCAGGCAGCCGAUCCGGAUCACAGCGCCUCCUCCUCCUCCUCUGCUUCGUCUCCAGGCCGCCGUUCCUCAUGACGUCUCGGUGGGCGCUUCUCCUCCUGCUCCUGCAGCCGCUGCUCUUGGGCUUCGGCUCGGCUACGGAAGGUGAGCGGCGGUGCCCGGUCCUAGCCCCGUGCCAAUUUCGCCCGCCCGCCUGCCUUUGCAGCGGAGCGGUCUUGCUCGUUCUCCUUACGAGAGGAGCUCCGAGGGGGUCUCCGAUCCACCUGCUAUCGACGCCCGCGAGGAGCCCCUGACCCCCCUCCCUCCCGCGAGUUCCCCCCGUUCACACGUGCAAGCUCCCCUUCCCCCCACGUGUCGACUCUGCACGUGUGAAGGCAGCUCGCACCAGUCUGCUGCGACCGGAGCAGCAGAACCCUUGCAGGAAAACUCCGCGCUGCCUGCUGCUGCCUUAUUUCGGUUAAUUUUUGUUUCUGAGCCCGGACCCCAAGCUGGCUUAAUCGGGAGCAAGCCUCCAUGGGCGCAACGGGGGCUCUGCGGAAGAGAGACUGAGGCGGGGCAGGCGCACUCUGCAUGUGCUCAGAUGCACACCCAGAGGUGGGGGGAAAGGGCGCACCCUCGCUGAGUAGCGCACGCAUAGAAGCGUCUGUGAUGGGGGCGCUUGAUCCUUAGUGCGCAUGCUCCCUCUUCUCCUGCCUUAAGCAGAGCAGGGAGGGCGAUGACGUAUCUCUUUAAUUCCGCUCCGCCGGCUCCUCCCUCUACCCCCCUCGCCAUUGGUCCGUGUUGUCUCCAGGCCUUGAGCUCGUUUCCUAUUGGUCGCUGCCUUGGGGUGAUGUCAUCCUUCAGCCGCAGAGACCUUGCGGGGUAAACAACCCAGCCACCCCCUUUCGUGGAGAACAGGCUUAGCCACGCCUUCCUGCACGUGGGAGUCCCUUUUGACUCUGGGAGGGGGCGUGGCCCCGAGGCCCCUCCCCCUACUGCUGGAGGGCAUGAUCUGGAUCUCCAUCGGGGCGAGUUUCCAACUUGAAAUGCGCAGGAGCCUCUCCCCGUUACAGUACUUUCUUGCGCAUGCUUGCCUAGCUCAGCGAGGACCUUGCAAGCGGGGCUGCCAGCCAGCGCUUACCUGGGAGUAAAUGCCAUUUACCUGAAUGGAGCUUACUUUUGAGCAAAGAUGCAUGUAGUCUUAAUGAUUACGCCAGGUUUUAAUCAGUGGAUUAAACGUGCAAAUGCAUAAAACACCCUUUGUUCUCAUAAGAGGCAGAGCGGUGUGCUAAGAGAUGUCUGCUGCUCACAAAAGACAUUUUCGCUGCCGGCUGAGGGAGGGGAAGCUUCUCAGGGUGGCGCAAGUUGGAUCAAGCCAAACAGGGGUGAUUUAGUCUAGCAUCUUGUCCUCACAGUGGUCAACCAUAGGCACAUUAUGGGAAACCCAUGAACAAGCAGGGCCCGAACACUUGCGAUUGAUAUUUGGAGGCAUUUAUUGCCUUUGACUCUGGAACUCAUGGCCACAUGGCCGUUGUGGCUGUUAACCCUUAAUAGCCAUAUCUGCCAGGGAUUUAUCUACAUUACCGGGCUUUAAAUACAUCCAAGUUGGUGGCCAUCGGUACCUCUUUGUGGGUGCAAAUUGCAUGAACUGAUUUUUAUUGUUUUCAAUACUGUAUUUUAAUUGUUGUUCCCUGUUCUGAGACCUUGGGGUGAAGGAUGGGUGGUAAUAUUAUUGUUAAAAAUAAUAAUUCAAAACUAUUUCAUCAUCAAACCUUUUAUUAGCAUCACAUACAAACGUCCAUAACAUAACAGUACAGAGUUACCGCUUCCCCUGUGGCACAAAACAUUUACCAAUAAAAAAGGAGAGGCAGAGCAGACUAUUGUCACAUCUCUAGGACUCCAGGGAGAUCAGCUGUCUGCAAUGUGUUUGGACGACAGAAUACCAGAUAAAGAUAUUUGCCACUAACUUUGUGAGCUCCUGGUCAUUCCCCAUUCCAUUUGGGGAUGGAGAGUUGCUUUAGGAAUUGCUGGCAGAGAUCAGCAUAUAGUUUACAUUUAAGAACCAUAUGAGUAAGAGUUUCCACCAGGUGGUCAACAUCAAAACUAUUUGGAAGGGUGUGUUGUCUGUUGGCAGCAAACAAGGCCGGACACUGUCUUUCCUUGCUUUAAAAAGAGCAUCCAUUCCUUCAGCACACAUGGAAGAGGGUCAGUUGUGGGCCAGGCUGUUCCAUCUCCUUGAUCUGCUGUUGCAAUCUAUGCCCCCCCCCCCCCAAUUUCUGCGUUGCUCCCAGUUUAGUGUGGCAACUCUGGAACUCCCUGUCUAUUGACACCAGACAAACACCUUCACUGUACUCUUUAAGGACCUGCAAAACAUGUUUUUGUUUAGACAAGCCUACCUAGACACAUAGCAUGUUAAUGUAUGUUUUAAUCUGUUAUUAGUUUAUUGCUGGUUGUCUCUUUUGAAUGUUUUAACGAGUUGCUUUUACUGAUAAUUCUAUUGUUCUCUUUGUAAAGCUCUUUAAGCUUUCUCUGUGUGUCUUACAAUCAAGUGCCUGCAUAAAUUUUAUGAAAUAAAUAAAUGAGUGAAACAGCCCUAUGCUGGAAUCUUGAGUUCCAGCACUGGGGAAAAAUACACCAGCACAAGAGAUUUUAAAGCGGCCUGAUGCAGGGCUGGUUCUUGGGGCACACACACUCUUUUGAAUGACCACCUUCUCACUGUGAAAUAUUUUGAUGCUGACAGUCAUUUUCCUGUCCCCUCCAGAUGCAACCUCUGCCGUCUCCCCGGCUCUCACAGUCAAAACGGCAGCGACCGAUCAGGUUUUCGAGCCUGCCAACAGCUUGCCAUCCCGGAGCGAGGCGGCUGCAGUCCAGCCCGUUGUCGGGAUCGGCCAGAGGGUCAAGAUGAGAUCGAACGAGAAGAAGGACUUGGGCACUCUGGGUAAGGACUAAAAGGCUCCCUAGGAAUGUCCUUGCAGCGGCUUUGUGUGUAGCCUGGCUCUUUUCAGAAUUGCGAUGACUAAAAGAGUUGGGAGUGGUUUAGUUCAGGCUUCCCCCAGUCUGGUGUCCCUACAGAUGGAUUAAAACUCCCUCCUAGAGGGACACCAGAUUAAGCAAGGCAGGGUUAGUUUCAAAGGAGGCUGCAAGAGCCUUUUGGCAGGGGAAUGGAUUUCCUCAAAGACUUGUUCACUGGACAUUUUUAAACAGAGGUUAGAUGGUCAAUUCUUAGCUGUGAUUGCAGUGGGUAGGACUAGAUGACCCUCUGGGUCCCUUCCGACCUUACAGUUCUAUGUUUCUGUGAGGCCAGACUCCACUACAUCUGUUGGGUGGGAGGAGGAAAUGGGUUCACUCUGCAGGAAGUGGGUAAGGUGUGAAGAACUGGCAUCCUGCGAGCUCUUUCUGUAAACAAGACAGCUGUUUCCUGGGGCAGGGUUCUGAGAAUGUGAGCCUUCAUUUUAAAGCCCUUUAAAAAGUCUUUUAAAGGGUUUUCUAGUUCAAGAGGGAAGUGUGUGUGCAGUACAGGCCUACAGAAGGGCUAGUCAUACAGCUUCACUCUGCAUUUUGCCCUUUCUAGCUGUUUUUUUUUAGACGAGCCACCCUUCCAUUUAUAUAUUACAUUACACCCCACAUUUUCCUUCACGGAGCUGAAGGUGGUGCACGCGGUCCGGUCCGCCCCCCCCCCCCACUUUCUCCACGCAACAAUCUUGUGAGGUUGGUUAGGCUUAGAUGUAGUGCCUGGCACCCCAGUGAGCUUCGUGGCUGAACAUGGAUUCGAACCCAGGUCUCCCAGCACUCUUAAGCAUUACACCACACUGGCUCUCAUUUUUUGGAAUGCCUUGGGUGCAGAAAGGCCAGAAAAAGUGUGCGCACACGUUACUACAUAUUUAUUUAAGUGUUCAAAACCUGCACUUUCUCAAAUGUGUGCCAAGGCGGUUGACACAGCAUGCAAAGUUAUAACUGGGGAAAGCAUCCGUUGUGUUGCUUUAUACUGCAGGGUUUGGGGGCAGACUGCAGUAGCGUGCUUAAAAUGUGUUGCAUAUGUCCUCUUUCUCUCCCCCCCCCCCCACAGGCUACGUGCUGGGCCUUCUGAUGAUGGUGAUCAUCAUUGCAAUCGGAGCAGGCAUUGUCGUGGGCUAUGCCUAUAAGAGGCAAGUGAAGGGCCUUUGCAUUGAUCGUUUGUAUGUUGUUAUCAUCUUCUUCUUUUGCAUUUAUUAUAUAUCCCAUUUUUUCUCCAAGGAACUCUCUGUGGGGUACAUGGUUCCCCCACCCCCUCAUUUAAUCCUGUGAGGCUGAGGGAACACAGUGAGUGGCCCAAGGUCACACCCAAUGAGCUUGGUGACCCAGUGUGGAUUUGAACCCUGGUCUCUCAGGUCCUAGUCCGACACUCUUAAAUCCUGCACCACAUCAGCUGCCCCUCAUGUAAAACAUUCUCAGCAGAUCCCACCCUUUGGAACUCCCUGCCUAUUGACACCAGUCAGGUGCUUUCGUUCUACUCUUUUCAACGCCUGCUAAAACAUUUUUUGUUUGGGCAAAGCCCACCCAGGCAUUUAGAACGUUGACAUAUAUUUUGAUGUGUUUUUUAGCUUAUUGCUGAUUUUAAUUAUUUUUAAAAAUGUUUUAAAUAGCUGUUUUUCAUAGAAUUGUGGAGUUGGCAGGGAUCCCACAAGGGUCAUCUAGUCCAGCCCAAAAAAUCACAGCUAAAUAAUUGGAUGGCCAUCCAACCUCUGUUUAAAAACUUCCAACAAAGGAGAGUCCACUACCUUCUGAGGCAGUCAGCUUAGAUUCCAAAAGUUAUUCCUACUGUUAGAAUCUCCUUUCUUAUAAUUUGAAUCCAUUGGUUCAGGUCUUAUCCUCUGGAGCAAGCUUGCUCCAUUUUCCAUGUGAGGACCUUUAAAUAUUUGAAGCUGGCUACCGUAUCCCUUCUCAGCCUCCUCUUUCCCUGGCUAAAUAUACCCAGCUCCUUCAACUGUUCCUCAUAAGGCUUGGUUUCCUGACCCUUGAUCAUCUCAGUUGCCCUCCUUACUGAAAUUUUACUUUUACUGAUAAAUUGGUUUUAUUCUUUUUGUAAACUGCUUUGAGGUUUGUUUGUUUUUUUGCAACUAAACAGUGUACAGUGGUACCUCAGGUUACAUACGCUUCAGGUUACAGACUUUGCUAACCCAGAAAUAGUGCUUCAGGUGAAGAACUUUGCUUCAGGAUGAGAACAGAAAUCGUGCUCCGGCAGUGCGGCGGCAGCAGGAGGCCCCAUUAGCUAAAGUGAUGCUUCAGGUUAAGAACAGUUUCAGGUUAAGUACGGACCUCCGGAACGAAUUAAGUACUUAACCUGAGGUACCACUGUAUAAUUUUAUGAAAUAAUAAAAGAGUGUGCAUCCAUUUGGAACCUGCACCACCACCUCGUCUGACACCCCCCUUCUCCCUCCCUCCCCAGGGGCAAAGAUCUAAAGGAGCAGCAUGAGCAGAAGGUUUACGAGCGCGAAAUGCAGCGGAUCACUUUGCCGCUCUCGGCCUUUACCAACCAAGCCUGCGAACUGGUGGACGAGAACACGAUAGAGGUGCACACGAACCAGACCCCCGUGGAGGAAACGCACAAUGGCGAUGCCCCACUGAUGGGUCAAGCGGGCACUCCAGGAGCCUGAGGAACAUGGGUGGGGGGCACCUUAGGAGAUGCCCUGCUUGCACCCACAACGGCUGAGACUCCUCUCUCUUCUCACCAACGUACGUGGGAGUUUCAUUUGUAUUUCUGGUGUUUUUUUUUCUGUUCGGGGAGGAACAAGAAGCCUGGAAGAGUCUUGACGAGGCUCUGAAGACGUGCAAGGACUGGCUCACCCAUGCUCAUCCAUUGUUGGGGCGUUUGGGUCCCAGCUGCAUGAAACUGAAUGCCACUGGACGGUCUGGUGUGGCCUGAGCCUCUUGUGAGGUCCAGCUCUUCCUUCUGCCCCCGAUGGAGGGCGGGAAGAGAAAAUGCAGCGCCUGCCUCCUGCUGUAUAGACUGCACAGUCUCUCUCCAGUCAGGAAGUACCUGUCUAUAUCGCCUCCUCUCGAUCUUCUUCCACGGAGAUAGCUUCCACCGGUCCUGGUGCCUGCAGAUCUGUUACAAGUGGAGAGCUGUAGUGUAGGUGAGCUUGAGAAGCAAAAGUAUUCGAACAUUUGAAUGUAUUUUUAUUAUUUCCUAAAGUGGAAGGCUGCUGUCAGAAGAAUGGCCCUCCUUACAAACCCCUGUAUUUAACAAGCACAGAGUUUUCCUUAUAGCUCGGUGCUUAAACUGCCUUUUCAAAAACAGUCAAGGAGGAAGCUUCCCAAUUAGGAGGGCUUUUUUUUUUUAGGCGGGGUGGGGGGGUGGGCAAGCCGGGCUGUCCCUAGUGAGCUCUUCAAAAUCUGUAUCUUCUGUCUUACGUACUCCAGGACUUCUAAGGCCAGGGACAGAUUCUUACAUGCGGGGAGUUUCAAUUUACAGCGAUCUUUUCCCUUCGUGAUCUUUGUUGAGCACAGCAAGACCGCUCAGGUAUGUUUCCUUCUCCCCUCCCAGCACACUUUGGGGUUUAGCAGAUAUGGAGACGAAAGGGAUCUCCCAAAGGCAUUCUGCAGAGGUCUGUUUCCAGAAAGGCGACUUCAAGGCAACGCUAGGACCACAGGAGGGAAGAGGGCUCUUGUGCUCAAAUCCUGCUGGCAGGUUUCCUACAGGCAUCCGAUUGGCCUCUUAAGAGGGCAGGAUUCUGGGUGCAGGCUUAUCUUAACAUUCUUAGAUCUGCCCAGACGGUGCCGGCUCAAGCGCAAAAGCUCCUUCACCUCCAUUUCAGAGCCAGCCAAUGACUAAGUGAUGGAUGGCCCUGCUUUGCAUUGGGGUUAGUAGUUCAGGGUUUUUUUUCAUAGCGCUGGGCCAGUUCCUCUGUAGCAGCUGCGCAAGCCAAGUGGUGGGGUGAUUUAUGCGGUGGCUUUGUCAGGCAGCAUUUGAGGCAGGGAACCAGGAUCAAGGAAGUUCUCCUGCGAUGCUCUUUGUUAGGCGUAAAGCACACAUACUUCUGUUCUGCCAACAAAUAACUCACUUUAGCCAUACUGACUUUUUUAAAUAAAAAAACCCACCUUCACCACUCAAGGAAGGUAGACCAGCUGCUGAGAGUGAAGGUUUCUUGUACACUCCGGUUAUGCAAACAGAGAUGGGAAUUUUGUUUGUUUUUUAAAAUAAAGACGUUUCAAUGCCUUUGAACACCAUUUCUUUGUAAGUGUUUUUAAAUACCUCAUGAAUUAUGAAAUAAAAUAAAAAAGAACUGUUCAGGCUG
This is a messenger RNA of Podarcis lilfordi (Lilford's wall lizard), 7313 nucleotides long. NCBI's taxonomy places the organism in Eukaryota, Metazoa, Chordata, Lepidosauria, Squamata, Lacertidae. The record is from the annotation of a GenBank genome assembly.